This is a messenger RNA of Ectocarpus siliculosus, 5529 nucleotides long. NCBI's taxonomy places the organism in Eukaryota, Phaeophyceae, Ectocarpales, Ectocarpaceae. The record is from the annotation of a GenBank genome assembly.
AUGCGAGAUUUUGAACGACGGGAUUCCGAGGAGCUUCUGGAACUCUCGCUCAGGGCCGCCGCGGAGAAGCAAGGCACCGCACCGAGCAGCAGCAGCGCCAAGAACGGCGAUCUACACCGCAGCAGCCACGCCGAAGCGAAGCGGGGUACCACCAGCAGCAACAACAACAGCAGCAAAGGUGGUGGCUCUGCAACAACGACGACAACGACGUCGUCAGCACUUCAACGACGUUCGCCCUCAGCAGCAGCACCGCAACCGACAACCCCAACACCAGCCAGGCGUCAACGGCAUCACCACCACUACAGGAAGGGCGGCGAGGUCCUCUUUAUCGCGGAGGGCGUGGCGCAGGCCGCGGUCGGGAUCAUCCGGGACCCCGUUCGUGGCGCGCAAGCCGACGGAGCUAGGGGCUUGGUGCGGGGGAUAGGGUCGGGAGUUUUCGGCGUCGUCUUGAAGCCCGUCAAGGGCGUGGCCAAGGCCGGCGUCAACGCCUACACCGGGGUUAGGAUAGGGGUCUCGAAGGCCGGGCGUGUGGUCGUUGGGAGCAGCCGCGGCGGGAGUACGAGCGCUCCCUCUUCCGCUUCUAAGGGAGAAGAGGAAGCUGCUUCUUCACGAGGCAAUGGCCGACAAUCGUCAUCUUCCGAGGCCGCUGCGCCAAGAGAAGGAGGGAGGGGUGGGGGGGGUGGUUUAGAGCGGCUGGUUGCCGUCGAGUGGGAGGACCGACCAUCAGAGGCUGCCAGCCGUAGAGACACAGCUUGGGUGGGGGAUGGAGAAGGAGAGAUGGCUGACGCCUCCGCAUCAAUGGAUGUGCUAUUAGAAGGAGAGGCGAAGCUCGACGGUGCUAGUGCUGGUAGUAUAGGCGGCAGCGGCGGCGGCGGCGGCCGUGGGAGUGAUGCGAUGAGCAGGAGUCCGGCGGGAGAGGGCGCGCGCCCGGUCCCACCACCCCCUCUUGACGGGUUGGCGGUUGGCGUGGUCAUCAUGCCACUGGUCGUAGCGAGCGUCUUCUUGCUGGCGGAGAUGAAUCGCAUCAGAGGCGCCGGAAGCGCAGGGGGGGUCGGAGAAGGGGAUUUCUCAUCGAAGCCCUCUUCCUCUUGUGACGUCGCGGGUGGUUGUGGUGGUGCGGCAGCGGUUUGCGCGGACGGGGCGGAAUUGAGUGGUUACCUGGAAGUAAUUCUGGAAAGCUCGACCCUGUGCGCUGUUUGGGAGGUGCUAUUCGCGAUACAAAGGGUAAUUCGUGGGACAGACAGAAGGCGGGCAAGUCUCACGGUGUUCUCGCGUCUGCUGUCGAGCCAACCGCUGAGACUGGCUGCGAUAGCGGCGGGGUGCUUGAUGUGCUGCGGGAGACCGCUGCUCCCGCUGUGGUGCGUCGCCGUCUACGACGUCUUCAGAAGGGCGCUCGACCUGCACAAGGGGCGACAGAUGCGGCGGCUGUCUUUGAGGGCCGGGGAAGCGGCGGUGCUUACCCAUGCCCUCUCGCUGUGGGUGGUAGAUGCCUGCCUCUACACUGUCCAAGAGUUGUGGGCCGUGGGAUCAAGCGCAAGCACGUGGGAGAGGAUGUUUCCGCGUGUUCCGUCUAGAUCAGAGAGCAUGGUAGUGGUUCAAACCGGGAUUCUAGGGACCCUCGUCACCGGGCUUGCUUUGGCGUCGGCUCGCGCGCUGACACCUGCAGGAUGGCGGUCUUCCCGACCGCCAUGGCAAAGCUGCGCCUUAACCUACACCGUCCUGGCGGGCGGCACCGCGGCAUGGCUCACCUACUGGACUGCCCCCCUCCUGGGAUACUCAAACCCGGUAGCUUGGGUUGCCCUACACUCCGUGGGCUACUCCGACCCGGCGGAAACCGCUACGCGCGCGGGUCUAUGCAUCCAAUCAUGGACAGACAAACACGUGACAGAGGGCUGGAGAGGGGGCGCGGUGGCGGCAGGCGUGUUUCGGUGGGCGUGGUCGGAGAUGAGGGGCGAAGGCGGUAUUGGGGAGGGGAUGGGUGGGAACCGUCCCCUGCUGGUGGCGGGGUGGGUGCUGGCGCUAGCGGUUGUGGUUCCCUCGGUCCCGUGGCUGUCGAGACGGCUCCCCCUUUCCGGCAGGAAAACCACAUCCAGGAAGCUGUUCCACUUUCUGGCGACUGCCAUGUUCGUUCCGGCGAUCGCUCUCGAACCCGACUUCUUGUCCCUGGCCUUGGGUACGGCCUUGGGGGUGCUGCUGGCUCUUGAGUUCUUGCGCUGCACCGGAUGCCCCCCCCUGGCCUCCGCGAUGGACGGUUACUACGGAGGCUUUUUGGACGCGAGGGAUGGGGGAUGCGUGGUGGUGACGCACCUGUUCUUGCUGGUGGGAUGCGCUGUUCCUGUCUGGCUAUCCGGGCUCAUGGGCAGCCACGAUGGUGAUGGUCAAGGCGGUAUCCUCCAGCUAUUUCCUUACGCAGGCGUUGUUGUGCUUGGCAUCGGGGACGCGAUGGGCGCCAUGGUUGGGUCGAGCGUGGGACGGUUACACUGGCCGGGCUCACGCCGCACACUGGAAGGCUCGGCCUCCGUAUUCUUGAGCACCCUAGGCAGCCUGCUGCUCUUGUGGUUUGUGCUGCUGGGGUUGAGAGGGGAGGAGGAUAGCGGAGGGGAGGGGUGGAGGAAAGCGGCUCGGAGUUUAGCGUGGCCGGUGGCGGUGACGAGUCUAAUGGAGGCCUUCACAACACAGGUGGACAACCUCGUCCUUCCGUGUGUCCUGUUGGCUUGUCUUGCCGUAGGGGAGGCAUGAGAAAAGCGAUGAUAGCGAUAGGGAUCGUGAAUGGAUCAUGGCAGCGGAUGAGCGAGUCAAACAGUGAUGUCGGUGGUGACUGUUUAAUAGAGAGUUUGGCAAAGUUGACGAUAUGUGAUGCUGGUGAAUGGUCUAAGUCUGCUGCAAGUCUCGGCUCUGUUUUCAGUGCUAUCGUUGAAGAGAGGAAAGUGUGAAAGCUCAAGCAUUGUCGGCGGGACAAAGACCGAAUGGAUCAAGGGGGUGGCAGAACUUGUGUGUGGCUAAUGUAGAGUUGUAGGCAAGCGUGACUGCUGACCCCGACCAAUAGCCUUAUUGGGAUAGAUGUUUUUAUUUCUUUUCGUUUCUUAAAUAGCCCCCCUCCUUUUUUGCAUGGUUGGGGUUUGGUGUCGUGCGUUGCGGGUCUAUUCCACCAACACGUAAACUUCAUGUUUACCAAUUGAUCACAUAGAUGAUUCGAUGUCUAGUAGUAUGUUGCGUGAGAGGUCGCAUUUUGCGCCGGAAGUGCCAGCUGUCCGCGUUCUGCAACACCCAAGCAGCGCUAGAAUACUGAUGAAGGGUGAAGUGGUGUAGGUCGAAUUGAAAAAUCGUACAUGUCGUAGAUGUCGUAGACGUGAUGACACGCUGUACUUCGUUGGCGUUGGUUUUGGUGUGUUGGUGUCGAGCGGCGCGUGGUUCAUGGAUCGCGCGUUCCGUGAGGGAACCUUUCCGCUGUUGAAGGUUGAAGAACAACAAUGACGUCACUGUUGUCAGGUUGACAGAUGUCGCGGCGAUGACAGCGCCCGUGGCGGUAAGUUUGAAGUUGAGGUAGGUGCAAGUCGAGAAACAGGUGCGUGGUGACGCUGUCAUUGUACUUGCCUUUUCUUUGUCUACACUCUGCAGGAUGCUGGAUAGUCUGCGUAUUGUAUUUGUCUUGGUGAUCACAUUUUCGACUGCCGUGGAAAUCAGAAGGCGUUUUGUUCGUCCGUAUCAGGAAGAAAGCAGAGUGUGAGACUGGCAGCCGAAACGGUCCAAGUAGUACCAGCGUGUGGACGCUCUGAGCGUUGCGGCACGAGUUGAUUCUAUUUUCUUUCUCUGUGAAUUUCUUGUCCACCUUUGUCGUAUCUCUGGGAAGAUUGCUAUCUGAUCUGCGGAUUUUUGGUGCCGCUGGUUUGCAUGAUAUCGUUGCGGGCGAGCGUUUUUGUUUUGAAAAGGCAUUUCGGCCGAUGGUUCGCUGGUUUUGUGGUGAUUUAUAUGUGAUGCUUCAUGUUAAUGUGGAUGCUGUUGUUUUGGAAGGGCGCAGUCCCUAUGCCCCCCCCCCCGGCUAAUGUUUACAGUUGAUGAGUGGUAGCGGGGUGAAGGCCUCAUGUAUUUUUACCGGGAGGUUGGCGUUUUGCCUGCACACGUCCGUAGGUACGCCACCCCGAGGAUGGUCAUUCUGGCGAUGAAACGAUGUUCCUACAUCCAGGCGGUGUUAAAUACUCGGAGUAGGUGGUGAAGUCACAGAUUGCGGUGCUAGGCGGUUGUGGUCUGCUUCCCCGACGUGUCAUGUGCCACGCAAGACGGUAAUGUCGUGCGUAGACGUGCGGGUGCUUGGAAGAAUGCGACGGGUUUGCUGAGCAACUGACUCGCCUAUACGGCGGUAGUCCGUGUGUGGGCCGUGUUUUGUGCUCUCUGUUUUUGGGGGAGUGUCAUCUUGCCUGUUCUUUCUGUUUCGUCAUGGAAAUAGACAUGUUCUUACUCAUUUGGUGUGCCAUUUCUCCUGUAGGCGCGUGACAUGGGGAUUUCUAUUCCUCAUGUACCCCCCCAAUUUUGUGCCCGGCGUCCGUUGUCGAAUUCGAUGUGCGAUGUGUAACAUGUUCCGAACCCUGUUUCUUCUGUGAUGAAUUGUUGUUGUGGAUAUUCGUCGUCGUUGUCCAUCUUGUUCACGUUAUUAAACGCUCUGGGCCUCUAUUCGGUAGAUGGUUCUUCUUCGAACCGCUCUCGAAGGUGCGUCCCGAUAUUGUUCUUUGUUUCGCAUCCCCCCCCCCGCCUUUUUUUCGUGCGGGAGGCGACUCCGUCCUUCUGUAUUUUUGUUGUGUCAGCACGCUUGGGACCGUGACUGUCUUGUAGACGCCUCUCGCAAGGUAAACUGCUGUAGUCCAGUAGUGUUUCCGCGUGUUCCUCCUUCUUUUUCGGAGGUCACGUCGAAGCAAACUCCAGCUUUGUAACGGCCGAGAAAACCAACGCUCUUUCUGUGUCACGAAAAAGAAGGAGGCGUUCGGGGCUGUCGCUGCAGGCAUGUAUCCCUUGCAGACCUUGGCCCGGAGUGGCUUCCUUCCUUCUUUCUUCCUCGAACUCUCUUGAUUUUUAUUCGCUAAGGUUGCGUGCCGAGUGCUCUUUGCGUGCAUUGUGCUUCAUGACAAGUUGGCGUGGUCUCAAGCAAGCACGGCCGCGCCGCAUCCUUGUGGUCUGGUUGCGUGUGCCGUCCAUCGUGCGUCGGUGUUGCAGCAGGUUGAUUCGGCGGCGACAGCUUUUUGUUUGGUAUUGCACGAUUUUUGGUUCGUACCAUGGUAUUUACUUGCGCGAUGACUUGGUAUUUAUUUGUGUGGUGACCGCGUUUGUCUUACUGGAACACAAGUGCCCCAAGUGUUUUUUAUGGUCAAUCUGCGCGUCGUUGUCGUAUUCUAUGUUGUGUUGUUUUGUCGUCUUGAAGUGUGGAAAAAGGAAAAGCUGCAUGUACCCCAGGAAUGUACGUGUUGGUGGAGGUCCGUGAGCGUCAGGUUGACAGGUUGAGUCGCACGCCGGCUCGCUCAGCAGCUAAAUGAACUUUUU